AUGGUGCCAACAGCACCCACAACAGGGCUGAUGGCAGAGAUGGCGCUGCAGGCGCCGGCGAUGGCGGCCGAAGCAGAAAGGAGUUGGGAUGGCAAUUGGGAUCCUAGCUGGGAUGGCAACUGGGAUCCUGGCUUCCAGGGCAUGAUGCCGAUGCCAGCAGUUCCACAGUAUCCUUCGUUUGUGUCCGGAGGGGGUACCAGCUCUUCGACGAUGUGCAAGUUUUAUGCGCAGAACCGUUGCUUGAAGGGCGACCUGUGCCCCUUUCAGCACGGCCCACCGCUGGAGCUUCCCAGCUGCACCGGCACGGAGCUGCCCGCGGCCUUCCAGGCCUUACGAGUACUGGCUCCUCAGCAGCCUGGGGGACCGCCGCCCGUGGCCUCCUUGCCUCAACUUCCACGUGGCGGAUCACAAGGCCCGCCCUUGCCACAGAUGCCAGUCAACGCGGCUGCGAGCCUCCCCACACUGGCCCCGGUGCUGCCCACAGCGCCAACUGAGCCCGCGCUCGCGACGCCCAGCGCGUUGCCCGCCCCUACGGCACAGCCGGUGUCCAUGGCGCCCGUGACGUCCACACCCAGCGCCACUGCGCAGCCGCCUGAAGCGCCCACUACGCAGCCGACAGCGCCAGUGGCAACAAAAGCACCCAAGCUUUGCAAGCUCUAUGAUAUGGGCGGCUGCACAAAAGGUGCGGAUUGCCCCAACUGCCAUGGGCAAGAGGAGCUGGACGCCGUGCAAAGGGCACUUGGGCAAACCCCCGAGGCAGCAUAG
Durusdinium trenchii is the source of this 765-nucleotide messenger RNA. NCBI's taxonomy places the organism in Eukaryota, Dinophyceae, Suessiales, Symbiodiniaceae. The record is from the annotation of a GenBank genome assembly.